Messenger RNA from Penaeus vannamei (Pacific white shrimp), 363 nucleotides. The record is from RefSeq and is a predicted model, not a curated record. NCBI's taxonomy places the organism in Eukaryota, Metazoa, Arthropoda, Malacostraca, Decapoda, Penaeidae.
AUGUCGAACCCCACUGUCAUUCAUACCCCUCUGCCAUACCCCACAUCCAUAUCCCCACUGUCAAUUCCCCCACUGUCAUUCCCCACUGUCAUACCCCCACCGUCAUUCCCCCACUGCCAUACCCGCACAGCCAAACCCCCACCGCCGCCAUACCCCACUGUCAUUCCCCCACAGCCAUACCCCCCUGUCAUUUUCCCCCACAAGACCCCACUGACCCCCCCACAUACCCCACAUCACCGUCAUACCCCCUACUGCCAUACCCCACUGUCAUUUAUACCCCCACUGUCAUACCCCUCUUUUUCAGGUGAAGAAUUAUGUCACCAUAACGGCCGCAUGAUGGACGGUGCGGGUUAUUUUCCAGGC